AUGAAAAAAAAAUCGAUAAAAUGCACAACUUGUGAAGCAAAAUAUAAGUUAACAUUAGAAAGUAUCAAUCAAUUUGUUACAGUUGAUUUUCAGUAUCAAUUAGAAUCUCUUUUACAUGAAAAAGAAAUUCAAGAAGAUUUAUUGAAAACCUUCACUAAGCUCGAUGAACGUGAAAAUGAUGGUAUUAUCAAUGAUAUUUACGAUUCCAAGUUAUAUAAAGACAUUCAACAAUUGUCACCCCAAACAUUAACAUUUAAUCUCAAUACUGAUGGCGCACCGGCAUUUAACAGCUCUAAUCGAAGCUUCUGGCCGAUACAAUUAAUUUUGAACGAACUUUCACCGCAAAUUCGUAAGCAAAAUGUAAUUCUUGCUGGUAUGAUGUUAACUUCAACAGAGCCAAGUCCGCAAUUGAUGAACAGUUAUUUAUCUAAGUUCCUCGAUGACGCUGAAAAAUUAAUGACGAAUGGAUUAAAUAUCACUAUGCAUGAUUCAAAUUUACAGAGGAAUUUUAAAGUUCAUUGUCAUCUCGUAUGCGUAGAUUCAGUGGCUAGACCGGUUCUACAGUAUCGGUAUCAGUUUAAUGGGUAUUAUGGUUGUAGUUGGUGUUAUGCACAUGGAGAAUACUUCAACUCAGCUAUGCGUUACCCCAUCACUGUAAAUGAUCCGGCUUUACGGACGCACAAUGAUUUCAUUCGUGAUGUAGAAAAUGUUGAAGAACUGGGUCGUCCUGUUAAUGGCGUAAAAGGACGUCCUGAGCUACUACGAUUAAAACAUAUAGACUGUAUAUGGAGUUUCCCAGUAGAUUACAUGCAUGGCGUUUUGUUAGGAGUUACUCGUCAGUUAUGGUCCAUUUGGACUACACCUAAAACUCCCUAUUAUUUGAAACGUAAAAAUCGUAAGGAAAUUGAAAAACGGUAUCUUUGCAUAAAACGGCCUCAUGAAAUUCACAGAUUA
Molecule: messenger RNA, 954 nt
Organism: Cotesia congregata
Lineage: Eukaryota; Metazoa; Arthropoda; Insecta; Hymenoptera; Braconidae
Source: the annotation of a GenBank genome assembly